Molecule: messenger RNA, 4919 nt
Organism: Cuscuta europaea
Lineage: Eukaryota; Viridiplantae; Streptophyta; Magnoliopsida; Solanales; Convolvulaceae
Source: the annotation of a GenBank genome assembly
UCUGGCUCCGCAAGAAGAAGCCGUAUUAUAUGGUCCCCAUACAUCACAAUGUACUAAUUCAAAAAUACGUGUAGUCUUGCCUACACUAGUAGGAAACGUAUCUCUUGCAUGUUUUGCUCUUAAACAAAUUUCACAAGGAUUAGAAAUACUACUUUGAAUGCCACUCACAGGAUCCAGCCAUUUCAUCAAUGGAUGUCCCAACCGUUGAUGCCAGGUAUUCACACUCUCAUUCUUCUUGCUCACUCCGACAACAUGGAUCCGAGAGAGAUCUUCAAAGUAAUAAAGUCCAUUCCUCCGCUUACACGCUCCAAACAGCCUCCUCGAGUGUCGGUACUUACAUAGCACAAAUGUUAGAACUAAAUUGAACAAAACAGUCAACAUCCUCAGUAAGUUGAGAUACAGAAAUAAGACUGCAAUUUAAUUUAGGGACAAAUAGCAUGUUAGUCAAACAUAUCGUUUCCAUUAAUUGUACGGAUCCUUCUUUCGUUGCUAGAACUUUUUGCCAUCUGGGAGCCCCACCGAACAGGCGUCAAUUUCUUUUAUAUCACAUAAAAAGGCUAAGUUUCCUGUUACGUGAUGUGAUUACCAGACUUACCAGACAUUCGGUCAUCAGUCGGUAUACCAAACGCUGCCAUAAGGGCUUUCCACUGAUCAGAAGAAAAACCCAGAAGACUUUGGACAUCAGCCCGUUCAAUUAAUCCAGACCCUUCAUCCGCAUCCUCCAUGCGAACAGAAGACGAGGAAGACCCCCCAUCUACCGCAGCUGCGUGUGCGCGAAUUCCUCCAUGACCACGACCGCUGUGUCCGCCAUGCCCGCCGUGUCCAGCACCAGCACCAGCAAUUCCUCGUCCUCGUCCGCUUCCCUUAAUCUCCAGUCGAGGUCGGUCACCCCACCACUCUGGGUACCCUACAAUUCCGAAGCAAUUGGAGAUGUCGUGACCUGUAUUUUUGCAAUAGCCACAAACAAGUCCAGCCUUGUUCGAUUUCCCAUUCCUUGCUUUGCCACGCCCAUCGGCACGGACAGUAAAACAUACCAGAUCCAUUUUAUCCUCGCGAUUCUGCCCCAUUCCUCAAACUCUCUCUUCCUGAGAAAUUUGCUGAUAUGCGCGGUUCAGGGAUGGAAGAGGAGUCUGUGUCAACAGCUGGGAACGGACGGGUCCAAAGUGUUCAACGUACAUGCCCAUCAGAAAUUGGUGGAGGUGCUUAAAUUCUCGCCGCUUCUCCAGCUGCCCGUUCAAGUCACAGGUGCAUUUGUCGCAUUUACAGGUAAUAGGAGGUUCGAAAUUAUUCAAUUCAUCCCAAAGGGUUUUCAAUUUUCCAUAGUACACCCCCACAGUCGUCCCCUUUGAUUGCUCACAGCGAGCCAGGUCUGUUUUGACCUGGUGUACGCGUGGGCCGUCCACCAAUGAAAAUCGUUCUUUGAGAUCUGUCCACAGUUGAUAGGCGUUUUCAUAGCUGGACAGAGUGCAUUUUAAAUCAGCAGACACUGUGUUCAGAAUCCAUGAAAUUAGCAUCGAAUGUAUUGUUGUCCAAUCAUCGCUGGUGCAGGGAGGUUUCGGUUCAAGAAUGCUUCCGUCCAGAAAUACAAAUUUCCGCCUUACCCGGAGUGCUAGACGGAUUGAUUUGGACCACUCAUCGUAGUUCUCACCGGUCAACCUCACUGGUGUGAUGAAGUCUCCUGGCCGGUCCUGCAGGCCCAAGAAAAAUGGUGGUGUGUGGUCUAUCUUCCAUGUCGCAUUAGCCACGCCGUUGUCUACUGCCAUGGCUAAGUCUGCCGCCUACAGUCAACUGCCCGGAGGCUCUGAUACCAUGUAGGAAUGGCUAGAUUCAAAGUAUAUUAUACUCCAUCCAUCCGUCCCAUAAAAUAAGUCUCAUUUCAAUUUGGAUCGAAGUUUAAGAAAGUUGGAAUAAAGUGGAAAUGUAUGGUUGUGGUUGAGUAAGAAAAAGUUAAAUGAAUGUUAGCCACACAAAACUUUCCAAAAAGGGAAAUGGGAACAAUUUUUUGGGACGGCCAAAAAGGAAAAUGAGACUUAUUUUAUGGGACGGAGGGAGUAAUAUAAUGUAUCUUUGUAAUUCGUAUAUCUGAAAAUGAAUACAAAGACUACAUAUAUAGGUGUAGCAUAUGUUGCUAAACCAGCUAAUAAACUAAACCAGCUAAUAAACUAGGAAAGGAAAGAAAUAAAAUACAUUCCAAGAAUAAAUGAUUUGCCAAUAAUGGAUAGGCAUAAUUUAUGUUAUGAAAUAUAUUAUGUCCGUAAUAACUAAAGUGAGAAUUUCAUAAGAAGCCUCGACUAGAAGUUUUGUGUGACCUAAUCUUUUAUAAUGACAAGGUAUAUGAAAUAUUAAUAAUAUAUUAUAGAGUUUAUAUAUUAUGUGAUUAAAUAUGAGAAAUAACAUUAUACUAAUAUGGUGUGUUGUGUCAGUUUGAAUGGACAUGUAUUGUUCCAGUUGACCAUGAGCUUUAUUUGAUUGAAUGAUUCAAUAUUGAUGGUGCUAGAGUGGAAGUUGAAGAAAAUGAGAAACGAAAAGAAGGAAAUUGAGCUUCACAUGUAGAAAAAAGAACAAAAAACACCAAGGGUGCAAAGGGAAAACAAAUUGCAGUGAAGAGAAGGACAUUUAAGGAAAAUGCUGGCGAAGGCAGUUCAAAAGAAAAAAAGGUGUAAAGCAAAAACAAAGUGACAAUGAUAGUGAUUUUGAAGCAGAUGACAUGGAGGAUGAAAGUCAACAAAAUACAAGUAUUGUCUCACGUACAAGGUAAAGAGGCCAAAAGAUGAAAGCAAAGGGAAAACAAGCACAACAGUUUGCCAAAAAGAAGGCAAUUAUGAAACAAACCAAGAGAAGGCCUGUAAAUGCUGGAGAAGCAACUUCAAAAUGCAAGAGGAAGGGUGGAAAAGCAACAGAGAGCAAGGAUGAUAUGGAUUAUGAAGGAGAUAAAAGCGAGGAUGAAAGUGGAGGGUUGAUAAAUGCUGGUUCAUGUACCAAAGAAGCAAAAAUUAUAAUGAAGAAAAUCAGCAAGCAAACAACAAGAACUGCCAAAAUAAUGGCAGAUGUUAAAGAAAUGAAGCAAAGACAAGUUAAGAAAGAGGUGGUAUUAAACAAGAUUCUUCACUUUGUGAGAGAUUUGACAAGGCAUCAAAUGAAUAGGAAUGAAGAAGGAAUGUCAGGACAAGAAAAAACUGUAGAAGACGACAAUGAGGACAAAAAGGGAAAUGCUGAUGAGGAUAAUGAAAUGAAGAAAGGAGAUGAUGAUGAGGACGAUGACUUAAGUGGAGCAUGAAUGGAAGAGAAAAACCAUAAAGAAAACAACAUAAAUGGAGCAGCAAAUGAUGUUGAGCAGCCAGAAGGGGUUGUGGAGGAAGAAGAUAAUAGGAAAGGAGAUAAGAUCAUUACUGAAGAAGUAAAUGCAUCAGUGGACAGAAAUGGAAGACAUCAUGUUGAGAAGGAGAAGGUUAUUGGGAAGGAAGAUGAUAUUCCUAACUUUGAUAUAUUUUCAUUUCAAACUCAGCUAGAAGUUGAAGGAAAAACAAAAGAGAAAAGCAAAGAGGAAAGAGAAAAAAAUGAAAUGAACACAGAGAAGGGAAAAGCUGCAGAUAUGUGGGGAAUGAGUUCUCAAGAAGAUAGUCAAUUUGUGAAGGAAAUGUGUAAAAAUGUUGAAGAGGUUGAGAAAGUGGCAUUACAAAGUACAUAUUCAGAAAAACUAAUGCCAGAAGACACACAGUUUGAAAACGUGGCAUUACAGAGAAAGGCUUCAGAAAAAAGCAACCAAAGCAUUCCUGUAGCUAAUGUGGUGAGAGAGAAGAGAUGUCCAAGAUCACCAACGAGGUACACACCAUCAGAAAAUAUUGUUGAAGUGAAGAGGAGAAAGAAAGAACAAUGAAAAGGAAUCAUGGCACAUUUUUACCACCACCAGCAACCGUAUAUGGGCCAUUUUCUGAAGACCCAACUGAAGCGCCACCUGAGAAGGAAAUGAAGAGAAUUGGUGACUUUUCAAGUAUUGGUCUACUAAAGAAUAAAAAAGGUGGAUGAUAACAGAAAGUGCAGGAUGGGUGAGGAAAGGAUGCAUGGAAUUCCAAUGUUGCUGGACACGGUAAAAAUUGAGUCCAAGACAUGGCUAUACAAUCUUUACUUCAAAGAUCAGUGGCUGCAAGACAUGAUGCUGAAUUUGUGUACAUCCAAUUAAAUGUUGGUAAACAUUGGGUGUUACUAGUUUUGGACAUCAAGAAGAGAAAAGGUGAAAGUCUACAACUCCAGUUCCAGAAGGGUGGAUUCAUUGAAAGAGAUCAGAACGUUCAUACCUUGCAUCAAGUUUUUGCUUCCCAAAAUCAUGGACUGCCUCAAGUGUAUGAAGUUAAGGGGGAGGAGCCAAUGGGAGAGAGGCCACUAGAAAUUGAAGUUGAAGAGAACUGCCCACAACAAGAUAAUGCGUAAGUAAAUAACAAGUUGUCAACAAAGCUAAUGGUGAAUUUUAAAUGAAAAGGUAUAUGUACAUUAUUAAAGGUGUAAUUAAAGGUAAUGUAAUGAAUGUUUUCAUUUGAUUACAUGUUCGAUUGUGGAAUGUUUGUCCUAAAGAUUGCUGGAUUUCUUAUAAUGGAAGUCACUUUUGAGUGCAUCGAUCCAGAACUAAUGCCUAUGUAUAGGGAAAAAAAUGGAAACAGAGCUGGUUUUAUACAGUGAAAGGAGAUUGAAAGAAGCAAAAGGAAUGCACCUGCCUAAAUUUAUCAAGGAUUGAAGUGAAGUGUUGAUGAUAAAUGGAGUUUUAAUGCCAAUCAUGUCUUGAACACAUGGUUUUAAUAUGUAAUAAGUUUGUUUUACUUUAAGAUAAGUUCCAAAAACACCUGAAUUUGUGUGAACUUGGAAUGUGUGGUUUUGUUUUGCCAUGGAUACUGCUUAUAUGAUAUGACUGUGGUUUGUGGUUUUAA